GGCCGGCUCCCAGCCGCCUCAGGCCCCGCUCCUCCCUAAUCCGUUAUCCGCUAAUCACCAUCACCGUCCCCCGGUGGAAACAAACGCGGCUCCGCUUCGGCUGCGAGCGGAAGGAGCCGCUAAAACCUUCCCAUCCUCACCAGGAGAACCGGGACUUUCUUCUUCUUUUUUUUUAUUAUAGCUUGGUUUAGAUGAGGUGAAGCCUGAGGCGCGGCAGCUGUGGUGAUGGUGUUGGACUCAGGUGAAGUCUUCAUGGAUCAGGUCGAUGGUGAAAACACCAGGGAUAGUUUGGAGCGAGAUGUCCGUCCAGAUCCCACAAAAACUGACAGACCUCAAGCCAAACGGAGCAGUGCCACCAAGAGGGAGAAGGUGUCGCAGAACGGGAUGCCUAGCCUGACGGGUGGGGGGCAGGGGGUGGAGAGGAGAGCCAGGGCACCGCUCCAUCGCCCCCUCAGUAUGGAGGUGACACCGCAGCGUCUGAGAGGGUCCCAGGAAGUGGCUGACCGGAGGGUCCAGCAGCCCCCCUGGCGCAGUGGAUCAGCCGCUCCCUCGCCGCCGACGCGCAGCCUUACAAGCCCAAGCCUUAAAGCGGGCGGUUGGAUGCGGCGCAGUGAAAGCACCUGCUCUGUCAACUACCCCUUGGGUCUGCGGGCUGGCAGGGGGCAGAUGCGACCCGCUACCUCCCUGCCUCACAUAGCUAAAGGAUCAGUGGGGUCUGCGCUUAGCUCGCCAGCCCGUCCUUGUCUGCUAGUCGCCCUGAGACCUCUGAACCUGGAGCAGGAGAAACAGACGUUUUUCCAGUCCGACUACAAGUACGAGCCUCAGUUUGAGUACGCCCAACCAGAGCCAAGGAGCGUGCUGGACAAAUACAGAGAGGGUUCAGGCCUCUUCCUGGAGCAGGCGGUGGGAAUCAUGGAGUGCGUCCUUAGGAAGUUUGGCACUUAUGAGAACUUUGAGGAGGUGACAGGUGGCAACGUUCUGCCGAAGAGCCAGGUCUGGGCUGCGGUACGCAAAUACCUGCAAAAGGAGGGCUGUGUUGGGGAGGUGGUGGUGCGUCUCUCUGACGAGCUGCUGUCGCAGGCAGUCAUGGUGGUGGAGAGCUGCCGUCCCACUCUGACCAUUAACCUGGCCGGGGCUCGUCAGCACUGGCUGGAGGGGAUGCUGAGGCAUGAGAUCGGCACACAUUACCUGCGAGGAGUGAACAACAACCUGCAGCCGUGGGCCUCCUCCGAAGGCAGGAAGCAGUUCGGUCUGAAACCGGCUAACCCCACAGAGGAGGGCCUGGCCAGCCUGCACAGCGUUCUGCUAAGGAAGCAGCCGUACCUGUGGCGAGCUGCGUUGCUCUACUACACAGUGUACCAUGCCUCCAGUAUGAGCUUCAGCCAGCUCUUCAGCCACAUAUCACGCUUUGUCCAAAACCCGGACGUCCGCUGGGAGUACUGUCUACGAGCCAAGAGGGGACAGACGGACACCUCUCAGCCUGGCUGCUUCAGUAAGGAUCAGGUCUACCUGGAUGGGAUAUUGCGGAUUCUUAGACAUCGAAGGAAUAUCGACUUUAAGAUGUUGACGUCCUUAGGAAAGGUGUCUUUUGAAGACGUUGAGAGGCUCCGCCCUCAUGCGGCGCUGAAUCGAACCAGGAUCCCGCACUUCAUGCGUGAUCAGGUGCGUUACCUGCAGCACCUGGACCACAUUGUGGCAGUCAAUGAGAUAGACGAUCCAACGCUGGAGCAGCUUCUUCCCUGAUCAGGGUGUUGGUACAGACUUGUUUCAUCUGGUGCCCUGAUUCUUACUGAAAUAUCUGAUCUUAAUGACGCUUUAUCUUAAAAAUGUCACUGUUGCUUUUAUAAAACUUGAAUGAUUUGAACACAAAAGGGAAGAACACACUGACACCUCUUUGUUUUCAAUCUGAUGCAUGUUUGUGUUGCUUUUUCACACAGAUCUGUGUACUUUAACUGCGCCCCCCCCCCCAUGAAAAUACCUCAGUAUUAUCACUAUGUAACAACCAUUAUAUAUGUAUGCUCACAUAAUCAUAGCUGGCACGCUUUAUUUAUGCAAUUGUUUGACCUUUUUUUACUUUGCAACAACUUGAAUGUCAUUGGUGUUAGCUUUAUAUUUUAUCUUAAAAACAAUGUAUCUAUGCCUUAGAUUUUUUUCCAUUUAAAAAAAAAGAACACCAAGGACACAACAUUUAAAAACCAUGGGGGGGCUUCGCAGUCACUGAGGCCAGGAAUCUUAAAAUUAUGAAGGAUUAUCAAGUGCCACUGGACUCAGGCAUUUAAAUCCCCCCAGGGGUUUUAUUUAUCAGUGUUAUUGUGAAGCUAAUCAGCAGUGUUGUCUUAAUGUGUCCUCGGUGGGCAUUCAGUAUGCUACUGUGAUACGACCCGUCCUGGAGUUCCCCUGCUGCAACAGCCAGACUUUUGUUUGCCACACCGAUGUAAUGGUUCAACAUUUGGGAUCUUUGCAGAGCUUCUUGGUUGUUGUUUUUUUUAACCUCUUCUUGUUUUUAAGUAGAAGCCCUGGCAGAAGAAAAUACUUUCAGUGAGGAAAAUAAGUAUUUUAAAACCCUGCUAUUUUGCAAGUUUUCCAAUCGUAGGUGCAAAUCCACUGUGAGAGACAUAAUCUAAAAAAAUAAUAAUAAUAAUCACUAGCUGUGGCAGUGUGUGCGUGAAUGGGUGAAUGACUGAAUGUAGUGUGAUGCACUUUUGUCAAGUCUGUCUCUGGCAAAGUGCUUUGAAAAAGCGCUGUAUCAGUACAGCCCAUUUACUGAAAUUUUUCCUGUAGUUUUUUUUUUACCAGGUUUGCACAUGCUACAGGGGGGAUUUUGGCCCACUCCUCCACACUGAUCUUCUCUAGACAAGUCAGGUUCCUGAGCUGUUGUUUAGAAACACGGAGUUUGAGCUCCCUCUAAAGAUUCUCUAUUGGGUUUAGGUCUGGAGACUGGCUAGGCCACACCAGAACCUUGAUAUGCUCUCCCAGAGUGUUACAAGACCCAGCCUCGACCCAUCUUCAAUGCUCUAAGGGAAGGAGGUUGUUCCCCAAAAUCUCCCAAUACACGGCCCUGGUCAUCCUCUCCUUAAUGCAGUGCAGUUGCCCUGUCCAAGGUACAGAAAAACAGCAAAGCAUGAUGCUACCACCCCCAUGCUUCACAGUAGGGAUGGUGUUCUUGGGAUGAUACACGUCAUUCUUCUUCCUCCAAACACGGUUACUGGAAUUAUGAUUAAACAGUUCUAUUUUAGUCUCAUCUGACCACAUGACUUUCUCCCAUGACUCCUCUGGAUCAUCCAAAUGGUCAUUGGCAAACUUAAGACGGGCCUUGACAUGUGCUGGUUUAAGCAGGGGAACCUUCCAUGCCAUGCAUGAUUUCAAACCAUGACGUCUUAGUGUAAUGCCAACAAUAACCUUGGAAACGGUGGUCCCAGCUCUUUUCAGGUCAUUGACCAGCUGCUCCCGUGUAGUUCUGGGCUUUUUUUUUCACCCCUGUGAGGGAGAUUGUCAUAUUUAGCUCCUUCCAUUUUCUAAUGAUUGCUCCAACGGUGGAUCUUUUUUCACCAAGCUGCUUGGUAAUUUCCCAAUAGCCCUUCCCAGCCUUUUGGAGGUUUACAAUUUUGUCUUUGGACAGCUCUUUGGUCUUGUCCAUGUUAGUAGUUGGAUUCUCACUGAUUGCAUGGGGUGGCCAGGUGUCUUUAUGCAGCUAACGACCUCAAACAGGUGCAUUUAAUUUAGGAUAAUAAAUGGAGUGGAGGUGGACAUUUUGAAGGCCGACUUAACAGGUCUGUGAGGGUCAGAAUUCUAGCUCAUAGACAGAUGUUCAAAUUCUUAUUUGCAGCUGGAUUAUACAAAUAAAUAUUUAAAAAAAAUCAUACAUUGUGAUUUCUGGAUUCAUUUUUAGAUUAUAUCUCUCACAGUGUACAUGCACCUACGAUGACAAUUUCAGACUCCUUCAAGAUUUCUAAGUGGGAGAACUUGCAAAAUAGCAGGGUGUCCAAAAACGUAUUUUCCUCACUGUAGCAGCGUUCUUUAAAAGUUAUUUAUAAUAGUUCCAAAACUUUUCUUACAAAAAAAAAAUGGCUACCCAAAACUAACAUUAAAAGCACUCACUUUAAGGAGAAAGGUACUCACAAUUGAAAUGAUCUGUCUUUUCACCAAGAUGAUAGUCUUCAGGUAGAAGUACUGAUUUCCAGUUAAGAUUGAAACCAGCAUCGUUAAUCUGCAGUGAAUGAAGGAAGCUUAAAGUUUCACGCUAUAUUACACUAUUGUUGUCAAAACCUUGUCCAUAGAUCUUAAGCCACGCCUCUUUCUGGCUUUGAAAAGCCUCUUUCAACUAAUAAUUCACAUAUGGUGGGCAGAAAGGAAAAGAUUUAUACCAUCCGCGAUUCAUUUUGCCCUGACUGAAAUAAAAUCUAAAAAAGGAUAUUCUAUCAGAUUCUGUUUUGUGGACAACGGUUUUCUCUUUAUGAUAGGUUGUCAGUAUCUGUUGGUCCAUAUAUGCUGAUGUCCUCAAUCCAUGCAUGGUACUUCAGAUUCAGAUUAUGUUCAGAUUACAUGCUACUCUGAGACAGAAAGGUGGAUUUCAAAUCACCUGUUAAUACAGAUUUAUCUUUUAAAAUGUUCAAAUCGGGUACAUUAGAAAUUUAAAAUCAUAUCUACUCUCAGCUGAGAAUAUAAGACCUCUAUAAUAGCAAAGAACUCCCAAAUAUUGAACCAAUGUUUUUGUUUUAGGUGAAAUGCCAAAGUGGUAUUUUAGGCGUUUUUAGGGCUUUUUGUGAAACAGCUGGGCACAGCUGCUCUUUGUAGCUCCUGAUUCAGAUGUUUUAGUUUUUAGGAGGAGGCCAGGUGCUGUUGGCGUGCCUUUGAUGGGUGUAGAGCUCAUCAUCUGUAGCUAUUAGUCUGUAUGUUUGUAGGCUGCUUUCCACGUUGAUGCUACAGAUAUCAGUCAGGGCAUUCAGUUUGAGCCAAGCUUUCCGAUCACAUUGGUAGAACCGGGUCGAAGGCCUGGUUUUGAAAUAAAGCCAGUCAUCCAAAGGGGAGACUGAUGCAUUUUAAAUACUCAGAUUUGCUCUUUCAGAUGCGAUUGAAGUUUUCUCUGCUGUGUUUACAGUUUAAGUCACCUAAGCAGAAAUAUUUUAAAUCUGAGCCCGAUGUCCUCCUCAGGACUAUGGCCCAGAUUCUCCUAAACGAAUGCAUCAACCUGUAUCACACUAAUGUUGCACAAGUGUUUUUAUGUUUUGGAAGUACAUAUUGAAUUUCCAGUGUUAUUUAUUAAACACACGCACUUAUUGAACCCUUUGGUCUGUGGUUUAUUUAAGGGUAUUAGAUCACAUAAAUGAUCAUUUUUACCAUUACCAAGCUCUUCCAUUUGGAUAGUUUGUUUUGGAUCGGUGGUUUCUGGUCACAACACACUGAGACAUUAGCAAAAUGAUUAAAAAAAACAAUUAAGUCUCCUUUGAACAUAAUGGAAUGUUUAUAGGGUGAAUGUCAGACUGGGAAGACGUCUUGCUAUCCACAAGUUGUUUCUAGUUUCCUCCCACUUAUUUCCCUGCUCAGUGAAUGUUAAUGUGAAGGGUCAUGAUUUGGACAGUAAUCUAAAAUAAGUUGGUGUGAUUAGAACAAAAUAUAAAUUUAGCUCAUCUUAUACUUACCGUUGUGAGGGCUACACUUUAAGGAAGUCACACAAAACAGGACUGGAUGCCAUUUAGAUUGCUUUCAUCAGGUAAAGUUUUAAGAUGAAGAUUUUACCUUCAGUUUAUAGAGUACUGUGACUUUAAAUCACUUUAUUAUUUUUUACUUAAUUAACUGUCUUCACUAUGUCUUCAUCUUCUACACCAGAAUGUGGGCUUUUUCUCUUACACUAAGAGUAUGUAGACAAACAGAAUCUAUGUUAUGCCUAAAAGGCCACAAUACAUAAAAACACAUCUGGUCUUUUUACAUCAAAAUAGACACUGAAAAGCCAGUAGCAAACCAGUAAAAGGGUUUCCUAGACCUCAGAACCAACAAACUUAAUAGAUUAGUAGGGAAAUGUAUUUACUACAUGAACACCGCUUGGAUAGUUUGACAUUAAAUGACCUGCUUUUACUCAGAGUUGAGCUUCUGACUUGAAGACAAGUUUUAUUAGACAGCCAAAAAUCUUCUGGGUCUUGAUGUUUUAUUUUAACAUGGUGAUGAAAACACUGAGGAGGGGGAAGAAAACACCAACACAUGCCUUUUAAAUAAAAACUGUUUAUUCUCUUUCAAUAUAACUUUUGUUCUAUCAUAGCAGAAAAGAGCCUCCACGUCAGUGCUAAAACCUGGAACUGGAUCUCCGGCUGCCGCAACGAUGAGGCUGGGUUCUGAUCCGACGACAGUCACUGUUUAAAAACGGACGUCAGAUCCGGUCAAAUGGGACUGCAUGUUCCCUUGGCUUUGAUGGGAGAAGUUCAGUCCGUUUGUUGAGUUUGUGUGUGUAAGUGUGUGUGUGCUGCAAAAAACUGACAUCUUGCUCCAGUAUGGCUGUUGAUGUGGAGGCAGAGGUUUCUGCCAAGAAAAGGUUGUAAGUUGAGGUAAAAAAAAAAAAAAAAA
Cyprinodon variegatus (sheepshead minnow) is the source of this 6555-nucleotide messenger RNA. Its product is annotated as KIAA0895-like ortholog. The coding region runs from base 226 to 1743 and encodes 505 amino acids. Lineage: Eukaryota; Metazoa; Chordata; Actinopteri; Cyprinodontiformes; Cyprinodontidae. The record is from RefSeq and is a predicted model, not a curated record. The transcript has 7 exons.